GCCAUGUCCGCUUGCAUCCCUGUCUAAAUUUGACGUAAAUUUUCGCCUGGGUCAGCGUGGUAACCGGUUCGGCCUAUCCCGCCCCUAAGUCCGGUGCUUGCGAGGUGGAGACCUCGGCCUUGGGGUCAGCGGUUAAAAGGCGGCUGCUUGGGCGGUGCCGGCCAUUCCCCGCUGGGACACCCGCGCCUGGGGCCUCCAGCAACCGUGGCUGGUCCCAAACUCGCUGAAUGAGCAACUCUGUGAGGCUCCGGCAGUCGCGGAAGGAAAAGCAUCCCUGCCAUUCGGGUCACGGGAACGAGAGUCUCAACCUCGUCUCUACGCAGGAAGGGAACAUGGAGGAAGAAAGAACAGCUGCUGAAUUACGGAAAAAUAUGGCACAGGACCCAGUGGUCUUUGAGGAUGUGGCUGUGGACUUUACCCAGGAGGAGUGGGCUUUGCUUGAUCUUGCUCAGAGAAACCUCUACAGAGAUGUGAUGCUGGAAAACUUCCGGAACCUGGCCUCAUUAGGGUAUCCACUACACACACCCUAUCUGAUCUCCCAGUGGAAACAAGAGGAGGACCUGGAGACAGCGGAGAGAGAACCUGUCCAUGGGGAGCAUCAGGAAGGUUUUGGUACUCAACUUAAAACUAAUGAGUCAGUUGCUCCACAAGAUAUUUAUGGAGAAAAAAUAUCCAGUGAACAGAAUGUAUCAAGGUUCAAAAGGAGCAAUUCCUCGUUGUCCAUUUUACACAAAAGCUGGCAAUACCAUGGUAUUGAUUAUCGGAACAAAAACUCUGAGAGACAUUUGAGAAGUCACAUGGUGGAGAACAUCUUUGAACGUAAUGAAGAAAAUCAGUGUGGACAAACCUUUGGCCAAAUUUCAAAUCUUAAUAUAUUCAAGAGAACUACUGGAGUAAAAGCCUAUGAAUGCCAUGAGUGUAAAAAGGCCUUCAUAGAUCACUUAUCCCUUAAGAAUCACAUAAAGUGUCACAUUGGAAGCAAACCCUAUCAGUGUAAGGAAUGUGGGAAAGCUUUCCAUUUUUUUGCUUGUUUUAAGAAGCAUAUGAAAAAUCCCACUGAAGAGAAACCCUAUGAAUGUAAGGAAUGUACCAAAGCCUUCAGUUGUUCUUCAUUCUUUAGGGCACAUAUGAAGAUUCAUGUAGGAAAGACAAACUAUGAAUGUAGGGAAUGUGGGAAAACCUUUAGCUGUUCUUCAUCCCUCACAGAGCACAGGAGGAUUCACAGUGGAGAUAAGCCUUACGGAUGUAAGGAGUGUGGGAAGGCCUUCAGUUGUUCCUCCUCACUCUCCAAACACAAAAGAAUUCACAGUGGAGAUAAGCCAUAUGAGUGUAAGGAGUGUGGGAAGGCCUUCAGUUCCUCUUCUCACCUUAUAAUACACAUAAGAAUCCACACUGGAGAGAAGCCUUACGAAUGUAAAGAGUGUGGGAAGGCCUUCAGCGAGUCCUCAAAGCUCACCGUACACUUGAGAACACACACGGGAGAGAAACCCUAUAAAUGUAAGGAAUGCGGGAAAGCCUACAACUGUCCUUCCUCCUUAAGUAUCCACAUGAGAAAACACACUGGGGAGAAACCCUAUGAAUGUCUGGAAUGCGGAAAAGCCUUCUAUCUUCCCACUUCCCUGAAUACGCACGUGAAAAAUCAAAGUAGAGAGAAACCCUACGAAUGUAAGGAGUGUGGAAAAGCCUUCAGCUGUCCCUCAUCCUUUAGAGCACAUGUGAGAGAUCACACUGGAAAAGUGCAGUAUGAAUGUAAGGAAUGUGGGAAGGCCUUCAGUCGUUCCUCAUCCCUCACCGAACACUUAAGAAUUCACAGUGGAGAGAAGCCUUAUGAAUGUAAGGAAUGUGGGAAAGCCUUUAUUAGUUCCUCCCACCUUACAGUACAUAUCAGAACUCACACUGGAGAGAGACCUUAUGAAUGUAAGAAAUGUGGAAAAGCCUUCAUUUACCCCUCAGCCCUUAGGAUCCACAUGAGAACACACACUGGGGAGAAACCCUAUGAAUGUAAAGAGUGUGGAAAAGCCUUUCGCCAUUCUUCAUACCUUACUGUCCAUACAAGGAUACACACUGGAGAGAAACCCUUUGAAUGUCUGGAAUGCGGGAAAGCAUUUAGUUGUCCUUCAUCCUUUCGAAGACAUGUAAGAAGCCACACUGGUGAGAAGCCCUAUGAAUGUAAGGAAUGUCAGAAAGCCUUUGUUUGUCCCGCUUACUUUCGAAGACAUGUGAGAACUCACACUAGAGAAAACACAUAAAGUAAGGAAUAAGGAGAUGUCUGCAAGGCUUUUUCAAAUCUUGGGUAACAUGUGAGAUCUCACACUGUGGAGACACCCUAUGAAUGUAAGAAAUUGUUUCUCAUCUUUUUGAAGAGUUUUGAGAAUUCACAACUGAGAGAAACCGUGUGUAUGUAAAUCAUAUGGUAACAGCUUCAUGAACAUCACUUAUUGUGUUCUAAGAAAAUUCAUACUAGAAGCAAAGGUUGGUGCCUCAUCCUUAAAGUGGACUACUGCUGGCUCAUUGAUUUCCAGUUUUAAUUUUCUGAUAUGAAUGUUGAAGGUGAUAAAUUUCCUCUAAUACCUUUCAGCUCUAGCUGCAUAUGUUUUAUUAUGAAGUGCUUUUAUUUUGGUUUGGAUGUAAAUGUUAUUUCCAUUAUAGAGUUUUUUGGACCAAUCAGGGAUUUGAAGUGUAUUUUUUCAUAUACAGGCAUGAAUGGCCUUUCUUAAAAUUUUUAUUAUUAGUUUCUAAUUAAUUCUCAUUUUUCUCUAAGUGUGCAGUUGUGGUAUCAACACUUUGGUAUUUGUAAUUUUUUUGUAAAUGGUAAUUUCAUUUUGAUCUAUUAUGGCAGAAACUGGAAAUUGCCUACCCAAUAUUCCCCCCACCCUUUUUUCUUUUUCCACUAAAAGAUUAUCAGUUUUUACUAUUAAAAGCUUUUCCUAUCUAAUAAGUAAUCCAGUGGAAAUUCAUAAGUGCAAAGGUCUUGAACGAAGAGUCUCAUCUGUUAUAUUUUUGUAUUUUGUUCUUUGUCCUUGCUCAUGACUGGGGAUUGAACCCAGUGUUUUGAAUUUUUAUAAAAGAGACCUUAUGACAGGAAAGCUAGAAGUAAAGUUGGUUGGGCUGGCUUGUGUUGUGUUACUUUGGGUGUGGCUGGGACUACAUUUCCCAGAAUCACUUCCUUAUCCAUUUCUAGAUUACAGUUGUCUAAAAUAAGAAUUUGUGUGAGAAUUGGAAGGCAGAGGGAAGAAGCCAUUAUUCUGAGUUUAGCGGGGCCAUGAGACAGGGAGACAGAUCUGUAGGGGCCUUGUGAGCUCCAGUUUCCAGCUCAUUUUCCUAAUUGUUGGACUCACUGAUCAAUACUGGCUCAAAAUGGAACAUUAAACGCGUGACUUCACUUAUCUCAGAGGCAGCAGCUCCAUAGACAUUUCCAUAAAUUCCUCCAUCAUGGCCAUACACGGCUGCUUGGAUUUUUCUGGCAAGUUCUUGCUUUGUAAUUUUGCUGGUAUCACAGCCCCUCUGGCACAUCAACUGAACAUAUAGAGUUGGCCCCAGUUUGGAGGAGCAGUUUGUUGUCAUCUGCAUAGUCCAGCCCCAUCAUGUCACUCUGCUCAAGGAGAAAGACACAUCUGUGCAAGUCUCCUGUGAUCUCCAGACAAGGAGAGGAGCUGUGGACAGUGAGGAAGAUUAGGUGUAAUUGAGGUAAGCAUCAGAUAGUGUCCUGCCAUUUUAGUGGAGGAAGGUUUACAUUUAACACCUUCAAAAGGGGAAGAGUGUACUUUUUUUUAAUCUGAGAAGAUGAAAACCAUUGGUUUGUGGUUCUUUAGGUACAUUUAGCCACACUUUUUCCUUCCAUUUUAUUUCUCAUUUACGUCAAAAAGUAUAACUGUACCACUUUUCCUUAAUUACUUUUUACUGUUUUAUUAUGGCAUAUAUACACUAAUAUGUAUGAAGUGUGCUAAUCUUAAGUGUACAGCUUGAUGAAAUUUCACAAUGUAUAUACCCUGGUAAACAUAGAACAUUUCCAGGAUCCAGAAAUUUCAUUCAUCUGCCUUUUCAAUAAUUGCUGCAUGGAGGCAACCACAAUUUUGGCUUCUGUUGUAAUUAAUUAGGUUCACUUGUUCUUGAUCUUCAUGUAAAUGUUAAAAUACAAUAUCUACAGUUAUGUGUUGGGCCUCUUUUCUCAAUAUGAUGUCUGAUUUGCCUUUUAAUUGGCCUUUGGGCAGGCUUAUGAACUUAUUUCUCUUGGUGUAUGCUUUGUAUAUAGGAAUGAAAUUACUGAAUCAUAGGAUAGACUUUAUUUUUAGUUUUGGUAGGUAUUUCAGUUUUUCAAAAAGUUUGAUUCCACCUAUAUUCUUAAAAGCAAUGCAUGAAAGUCCCAAUUGUUCCACAUACCUGGUCAGCACUUUCUAAUUUUAGCCAUUCAGUAUAGGAUGUGCUAAUAUCUUGUUUUUGGUUUUAAUUUGCAUUUAUCUGAUAUGUGAUAAUGGUGAAUACUUUUUUAUGCACUUGUUGGCUAGUUGGAUAUCGUUUUUUUUUUGGCUGUGCUGCAUGGCUUGUGGGAUCUCACUUCCCUGACCAUGGAUUGAACCCCAGCCAUGGCAGUGGUGAAAGCUCAGAAUCUUAACCACUAGGCCACCAGGGAACUCCCGGGAUAUCUUCUUUUAUGAGGGUACCUGUUGAAGCAUUUCACCCACUUUAGGUUCUUUUUUUAUUUUUAUUUGAAGGGUUUCCUCUGGUUACUUGUCCUUUUUUUUUUUUUUUUUUUUUUAAAAAAAACUGUGUGUGUAUCUCAGUCUAUAUCUAGUUACAUACAUAUACAUAAAACGUGUUAUAUGCUAUAUAUAUAUAUAUAUAUAUAUAUAUAUAAAGUUAUGUAUAUUAUAUAUAUGUGUAUUGCAGAAAACUUUUCCCAGUGUCUGGCAUGUGUUCAUUCUUUUCAUUUUUGUAAACUAUAAAGGGAAUUUAUUGGUUCAAUUACUGAAAAAAUCCUUGGGUCUAACUAACUUAAGAGAUGGCUGGAUCCUGGAGCUAAAAAGAUGUCUGUCUCCAUGUUGUGGCUGUGCAUCUUUCUGCAUUAGCUAUUCUUCCUUGUGGGCUCUUUCCCUUCACAGUGACCCUCAGAAGAUCCUGGCUGCUUUCUUUCUGGGUUGAAGUCGCAGGGAAAAGAGAGUGAUUGUCUUUCUGAACAAUUCCAAUAUGCUUAUUCCACUUGAAUCUGAUUGGCUCACUUGCCAACUGUUGUCAAAUCACUGUGGCCAGAGAAAUGUAAUUCUCUGGUUUGUUUAGGACUGGCUUCCAUACUCAUCCAGAAAAGAGAGCGGAUUCAGUCCUAUCUGAAUCAUAGGGUCCUGGCAAUUGUGAUGUAUAAGGUUAAGGGAGGAGGUAACAGGGAGCAGGUAGGGUAUAAAAAUAGAGGUGAUAAUAACAUCAGCUAGCACAAUGUGCUUACUCUGGUCUUAGCAAUUGGAGGGAACUGUGAAGUCUUAAGAGCUCUCAGCCAGGGCUAAGUAGUUCUGGAAAUCCUUCCAGAAAGGUUUGAUUCUGUCUGUUACCAUUUCUUUAGAUUGCUAAAGAUAUUUUCUCAGUCUUUACGUAGCUUUGCAGUAUUUUUGGAUAUCCAGUAGCAAGAGCCUUCCAACAUUUUUAUUCAUCAAGGUUGCCUUGCCUUCUCUAUUUCCUAUUUGAUCCUAUAUUAAUUUUAGAUCUUCUUGCCAGUUUUCACAAAUCUUCUGGGACUUUGCUUGGAAUUGCAUUGACUUUAUAGAAUAACCUGAAUAAAACCGACAUCUUUACAAUAUUGAGUCCUCUAUUGAUGAACAUAAUAUUAAUUAUUCAUUUCUCUAGGUCAUCUUUAAUUCCUCUUAACAGUGUUUUAUAGUUUUAAAAUUGUAGAGGUCUUGAAUAACUUUGUUUAAUUUAUUUCUAGGUAUGUGAUAUAUUUUCCUUUGUAAAUAUUUUUAUUUAUUUUCCAAUUUUGGGGGUUAGCACAAAGAAUUGCAGUUUCUUUUUGUAUGUUGAUUGAUCUUUUAUCAAUGACAUUUAUAAAUUCAAUUAUUUAUUCAAAUAGUUUAUGAAUUAUUUUGGAUUUUCUGUGUAUACAGUCCAGUCAAUGAUAAUAAAAGAAAGUCUUACUUGAUUUCUCAACUUUAUCUUUUAUUUUUCUUGCCUCAUUGCUUAAUAGUGAUAAAUAGAAGUGAUGAAAAUGAACAUCUUUGCCCUGUUCCUGAUUUUAGGGGAAAGUGUUCUAUAUUUUACCAUUAAGUAUAAUAAUAGCUGUAAGUUUAUCACAGAUAACUUUUUUUAAAUGAAAGAAAUUCUGUUCUAUUCCUCGAUUGCCAAGAUUUUUUUUAAUCAUUAAUGGAUAUUGAAUUUUAUCUAGUGCCUUUUCUGUCUAUGUCAGGGUCUUUAAAAAAUCCUUUGGUCUGUUAAUGUGGUAAAUUACUACAUUCCUUGAUUUUCAAAUGGUAAAACAAGAUGUAUUCAAGAUGUAUUCCUGGAAUAAACCGUACUUGG
This is a messenger RNA of Hippopotamus amphibius kiboko, 6501 nucleotides long. RefSeq names its product zinc finger protein 699 (gene ZNF699). Gene Ontology annotation, molecular function: DNA-binding transcription factor activity, RNA polymerase II-specific; RNA polymerase II cis-regulatory region sequence-specific DNA binding. The transcript is spliced from 7 exons. The record is from RefSeq and is a predicted model, not a curated record. Lineage: Eukaryota; Metazoa; Chordata; Mammalia; Artiodactyla; Hippopotamidae. Gene Ontology annotation, cellular component: nucleus. The coding region runs from base 228 to 2249 and encodes 673 amino acids. Gene Ontology annotation, biological process: regulation of transcription by RNA polymerase II.